AUGGAGCACCAGCCGCUCAUGGGCGUCAGCAUGAGAAAGAUGAAGGCCAAGCUGCAGAGCGACCUGAAGCGCGAUGGCGUCGACGUUCCCGAUGCGCUGGGGAUGGGCACGGCCAUGAUGCUCAUGUUCCUGUACCCCGCCAUCCCCAACCCACCCGUGUCCCCCGCGGCGCCCCUCGCCUCCGCCGUUGCCGCGAGGGCCCCAGGCGACGGCGUCGACCGCAUCAGCCGCCUCCCCGACCCGAUCCUCAAGAACAUCGUCUCCCGCCUCCCAGCCAAGGACGCCGCGCGCACCGCCACGCUCGCCUCGCGCUGGCGCGGCCUCUGGUGCUCCGUGCCCCUCGCCCUCGUCGACGCCCACAUCGUGCCGCGCGGCGUCCGGACCGACCGCAUGGCGCCCGGAGGCGACGACAUCACGUCCAUGGUCGGCGUCCUCGUGGCGUCCCGCGUCCUGGAGGCGCAUCCGGGCCCCUUCCGCUGCGCCCACCUCACCCGGGGCCACAUGGCGUCGCACCAGCCCAAGAUCGAGCGCUGGCUGAAGCUCCUCGCGGCCAAGGGCGUCCAAGAACUCGUCUUCAUCAACCGCCCGUGGCCGCUGGACUUCCCUCUCCCCGCCUCGCUCUUCGGCUGCGCCGCCUCGCUCACCCGCCUGCACCUAGGCGCCUGGAGGUUCCCGAGCACUGCUAGGCUCCCGCGGGCCACCCGCUUCCAAAACCUGCAGGAGCUUGUACUCAGCUUGAUCAUCAUCGAGGACCGAGACCUCCAAUUCCUGAUCGACAAGAGCCCUGUCCUGGAGAUCCUCACUGUCAUCACAAGCCAGACUGGUAAUCGCGUCCGCUUGGUCAGCCGCAGCUUGCGGUGCGUGCAGAUGACCAUGUCUGCCCUGGCGGACAUCACUGUGGUGGAUGCUCCUCGACUGGAGAGGCUCUUCUUGUGGAUGAUUACGUGUAGCCCGCGGAGCGAUAUGCGCUCAAGGAUCAAGAUUGGCCAUGCACCCAAGCUGCGCAUGCUGGGACAUUGGCAGCCGGAACUCGAACUAGAGAUUGGCAACACCAUCAUCAAGGUGGGUACGAAGGUGAGCCCAAGCACCAUGGUCCCAAGCGUCAAGAUCUUGGCUUUGGAGUUGCAAUUUGAAGUCCACAGUGAAGUCAAGAUGGUGCCUUCCUUCCUCAGAUGCUUUCCCAACGUCGAGACGCUCCAUGUCUUUUCACUGAAUGCCCCCAGUGGCACGCCUGAUCUCAAGUUCUGGCUGGAGGUUGGCUGUAUUGAUUGUGUCCAGAAGCAUGUGAAGAAGUUUGUUUUCCAAGAGUUUCGGGGGAAAAGAAGUGAGCUAGCGUUUCUCAAGUUCAUCGCCGAGAGAGCGCAGGUCCUGGAGAAGAUGGUGGUUAUGGUGAGCUCUGCAUGUUUCUCUUCUGCGGAUGGUGUGACUGCCAAGCUUAAGCCACUUAUUUCUGCAAAAUGGGUCAGUAAAGACUGUAAGCUGAUUGUCUUCAAGAGUCAAUCCACUGAUGGGGCUUCUCCUGCUUGGGUUUUCCGCAUAGCAUCUGACUUUUCGUGUAGCGACCCUUUUGACCUUCUGACCGCUUAUGCUGAACUCAGCAAUGAUGCCUCUGUGCUUCAUCCUUCCAGCACUCUCUGAGUCUGCAGCCGACUACAUGCAGCCUAAGCCACAGUUUUUUAUUGUCUGCAUCAACCUUUUAGAGAUUGGGAAUGUUUCUGCUAGCAUGGUGGCUGUAAAUGGUUGAAUUUGAUUAGCAGCACUAUUUCUCUUGCAAAAGCUUACUGUUGUGUUAACUUCUUGCUACUUGAGAACAUCAACUGAUAUCCGCAGUUUCUUCUGAUUCUCUGGCAACUUUUGCUAAAUUUGUGUAUUGAUGCUU
This is a messenger RNA of Setaria italica (foxtail millet), 1879 nucleotides long. RefSeq names its product F-box/FBD/LRR-repeat protein At1g13570. The record is from RefSeq and is a predicted model, not a curated record. The coding region runs from base 1 to 1638 and encodes 545 amino acids. The transcript is spliced from 3 exons. Gene Ontology annotation, molecular function: protein binding. Lineage: Eukaryota; Viridiplantae; Streptophyta; Magnoliopsida; Poales; Poaceae.